UUUUAGGCUGAUAGUUGAUGAUGGUCAGUGGUGGGGAAAAUCAGAGUUAGUGGCGGCAGUGCAGUGGCAGCCUGUGAACAUGGAUGACAAGGAGAGACGUUGAUGUACUGUGGAUCUAACAGCUUUUUAAGGGAAUUCACACAGCCUAACGCCAUUAAGCACACUGGACUUGGGUUAUUUACAUGGGUUCAACCUUAAUUUGUUGGGACUAGAAUUAGGGACACUGGAGGUAGAUGUGAGGGACAGCUGAAACUGGUGAGAGAAUCCCUCUACUGGGCUCCCCCCAUCCCAGCCCUCUCCAACACCAGUCUUCAAAGCCCCAUUCCCAACAGCCAACAUGUUCUCCUCAAACUUUUUGAGUGGGGGGAAUCCUCUCAGUGCAAUGUCCUCUGCCGUAAACAAGUUCAGUCGUUUUGGGGAUGAUGAGGAAAAGCAACAACAGCAACCUCCAGGACCCUCAAAGCAGAAGGAUCCUCAACAGCAGGGGAAUGGCCAACCAGCCUCACAGGGGCCUCAGAGGCAAAGUGGACAGCAGACACAGGGUGUGGGAAGGGGAGGCCAAGGAGCCGGACGGGAUGGAUCUCAACCACAAGGAGCUGGUCGGGGAAGUCCUGUACAGCAAGGAGCUGGGAGAAGAGAUCUUUCACAUCAGGGAGUGGGCAGGGGAGGAUUGCAACAAGGAGCAAGUGGGGGUGGAUCUCCUAAGCAGGGUGUUGGGAAGGGUGGACCUCAGCAACAAGGCCUAAGUGGACCAGGGUCUCAUCCAGGAGGUGCAGUUGGCUCAGGGCUUCUUUCAGCAGAGCCUCAGGAGAAAGGUGGAGCUGGUGCUCGGGUGAAAUCCCUCUGUCCAGUCUGUAAAAAUACAGAACUCAAUCUUAAGUCCAAGGAUUCGCCCAACUAUAACACCUGCACACAAUGUAAAUCAGUGGUCUGCAACAUGUGUGGGUUCAGUCCUCCAGAUGCAACCGUUAAGGAGUGGCUCUGCUUGAAUUGCCAGAUGCAGAGAGCUCUGGGAGGGGCAGAGAAAAGCAGACCUCCUACACUAAAUGCCCAGCCACAGCCCAAGGACUAUGUACCAUCACAGAACCAUGCAAAGAAAGACACUCUUCAUAGUAAGCAGAUGCCACCAUCUGCUAGCCAGCCAACCAAACCAACAGAGGGUCAGAAACUGUCAAGCCAGUCCAGCACAAGUGCAACUCAUCCGUCGCAGCAAAUGUCACAACAGAAACCACUUCCACAGCAGACAACAAAAGGUGCUCCUCCUGACAAAACUGAGAUACCAUCAAAGACAGAGCCCUCUAAAAAAGAAGAAGAGUCUGGUUUCUUUGGUUUCGGUUUUGGUGGUGCUCGAUCCCGCUCUCCUUCUCCACAGCCUGGUGCCUCUUCUGUUUCUGGAAAGGUUCUAGGCUUUGGUUCUUCAUUCCUUAGCUCAGCAUCCAAUUUGAUGUCAGCUGUCCAGGAUGAGCCCUCCACAACCCCACCAACCAAGGGUUCCACUGUCUCCCAAACCUCUGCCAAGAACACCACACCCCCUUCCUCAAGAAAAGGCUCAGAGGCCUCUAAGGGCUCCCCCAACGUUCCUAGAUCACAGACACAGGAGGGAAAAAUUCAACAGCAACAAAAUAAACCCCAAGUAACUCAAAAAACAACGACAACAAAGGAAUCCUCACCUGCUCAGGAAACUAAAUUAGAUCAAAGCCCGAAACCUCCUCCCAAAGCCUGUCCACUCUGCAAGGCAAACCUGAGAAGAGAUCCUCCCAACUAUAGUACCUGCACUGAAUGCAAGGCCACUGUGUGUAAUCAGUGUGGAUUUAAUCCUGUGCCUCAUCAAACAGAGGCAAAAGAGUGGCUUUGCUUAAACUGCCAGACACAGAGAGCACUGAAAGGAAUAGAGCCUGUGGAAAAACCCACAAUAACGUCCCAAACACAGCCCAGCAAGUCUCAAAAGAUGAAAUCUACACAUGGUCCUUUAGAGAAACACCCCACGUCUCAGCCAACAAAGACUAGUCCUGCCAACCAACCUGGUGCAGCAGGAGCAAAGCAAGCUCUCUCCUCUAUGUCUUCACAGCAACUGACAGCAAAAAAUGCCCCCUCUUCUGUGUCUAAAGCAGUACCACAGACUGAUACUGAGCAAGAACAGUCAGGAUUUUUUGGCUUUUCAGGCUUUGGUGGAGCACGAUCACCAUCCCCUCAGCCCAAUGUUUCAGCCAUGUCUGGGAAGGCUCUAGGAUUUGGGUCGUCCUUCCUGAGCUCAGCGUCUGAUCUCAUUUCAUCAGCGGUUCAAGAUGAACCUUCUACAACACCUUUGGUCUCUCAAACUUUCCUCAAGACUACUACUCCACAAACGUCUGUAACAUUGCAAGGGGCUGCCUUAUCAGCAUCUACAGGAAAGGCUAAUCAAUCAGAUGAUCAGAAAGAAGAGAAAAAGACAGAGCUAACUGCUGACCAAAAGAACAAAGCACCAGUAUCUCAAAUUAAAAAAACAGAACCUUCUUCACAGAUGCCAAAAUCAGACAAAGGCCCUCAAACCUUGCCCAAAUCCUGUCCACUCUGCAAGGUACAAAUCCAAAAGGACCUUGACAACUACAACACUUGUACUGAGUGCAAAAACACUGUUUGCAAUCUCUGUGGAUUCAACCCCACACCGCAUCAAACUAAGUUGAAAGAAUGGCUUUGUCUAAACUGUCAGACUCAAAGAGCUCUAAGAGGAAUGGAGCCACCAGGACUUCCAAAGUUGGAGACCGCAGCGCAGCCCAACAAAAUCCCUACCACUCAACCAUUGGCUAUACCCUCAAUUCAAAAGAAAGGUGUUUCUGAAUUAGAAAAGUUAGGCGAGAAAACCGACCCUCCUCAGAAAUUACAAGAACAACAAGCCAAGUCUCCAAAUGGUACUCUGCCAAUCCAAAAAGCCCAGCAGCAAGAAAAUGAAGCCAAAUCUGAAGUUCCUGCCAAGACAGCCAAGAAAGAUUCUGGAUUGUUUGGUUUUGGUGGUGCUAGGUCAAGGUCUCCAUCUCCUCAGCCUGCUAUGUCUGCUGUAUCUGGGAAGGUUCUUGGCUUUGGUUCCUCCUUUUUCAACUCAGCAUCUAAUUUAAUAUCCUCAGCUGUGCAAGAUGAGACUUCUACAACACCACCAACCUCCCGCAAAGCUUCCACAGUUUCCCAGACCUCAACACCACCCACAUCUCGGAAGAGCUCUGCUGUUCCACAGACUUUAAAUGCAGGGCAUACUAAACAACCUACUGCGCAAAAACAAGAAAUAAAGAUUUCUGGAUCACCUCAGCUAGCAAGUAAAUCUUCUGUGAAAACAAUAACAGACCAAACAUUGUCUGCAAAAGUUGACAAAACUCCCCUGCCUCUUCCCAAAAUCUGUCCACUUUGCAAGACAGAUAUUAGCUGUGAUCCUCCUAAUUUCAACACCUGCACCAAUUGCAAAAACAUUGUGUGCAACCAUUGUGGAUUUAACCCCACACCUCAUCAAAUAGAGGUUAAGGAAUGGCUCUGUUUGAAUUGCCAGAUAAAGAGAGCAUCCGAACCUUCAAGUAUAAAUCCUCAGCUGCAGACUGAUGCUGGUUCACGACAAGACAAAACAGCUCCACAUCAGCCUUCUCCAGGAGCCAGUAGAACUGAGGACCAGUCAAAAACAGCACUUGGAAAACCAACUACUAAAUCUACAAUACAACAUCUCCUAAAGGAAAAACCAGCACAGAAAGAAACUAUAAAAUCUCAAGAGCCAAAAGAGAGUAGUGCACCAGCCAGAUCCGAAACAACAACACAAUCAGAUUCCUCCAAAAAAGAUACAGGUUUAUUUGGCUUUGGUUUUGGUGGUGCUCGAUCUCGAUCACCUUCUCCUCAACCUAUUGUCUCAGAGAAGGUUCUAGGCUUUGGUUCCUCGUUUCUCAGCUCAGCAUCAAAUCUCAUAUCUUCUGUAGUUCAAGAUGAAUCCUCCAUAACACAGCCAACACCUCGUAAAGGUUCAACAGUUUCCCAGACCUCAGUGAAGUCUACAACGCCACCCACCUCUCGUAAGGGUUCAUUGGUUUCUCAGACAUCUUUCAAAACCACAUCAGCUGUGGCAGCAUCAGCUACAUCCCAUAAGGGAUCCAAAGCAUCCCAAGACUCGACAAAUAUGCAUGCUGAGGGAAAUAAACCUCUUUCUCAAAAACAAUUGGAAGACAAGCCCAUGCAGUCUCAGCCUUUCAAAUCACAAUCUAUACUUCCAUCAAAGCUUCAAGAAGCUAAUAUGUCCUCUCAGUCUCUCCCUAAAGAAUGCCCACUUUGCAAAGUUGAGCUCAAGAAAGAUCCUCCUAACUUCAACACCUGCACUGAAUGCAAGAGGAUUGUGUGUAACCUCUGUGGGUUUCUCAUGCCUCAUCAAAUCAAGGCACAGGAAUGGCUUUGCUUAACCUGUCAAGUGCAGCGAGCAUCAGUCCAAUCCUAUGCAGAGCCUCAAGAUCAAACUAAGAAAGUAGCCCCAGUGCCAAAGAAGAAGGAGCAAGAUGUUCCAGAAACUAGGCAGAAGAAACAAAAUCCAGAGGAAGCUACCAAUACUGGUCAGAAAACAGUUGUAGUUGGGGGAAAGGAGGCAAUUGAUGUGAAGACCUCACAGCAGAUGAAAUCGGACAAGCCCCAAGAAAAACAAUCCAAGCCACCCAAGGUUGAGCCUAGUCAAGAGGAGUCUGGAUUUUUCGGUUUUGGCUUUAGCGCGGCUCGAUCUAGGUCUCCUUCUCCUCAGCCUGCUUCUGUUGUGUCUGGCAAAGUUUUGGGCAUUGGUUCCUCCUUCCUUAGCACAGCUUCUAAUCUAAUGUCUUCAGCUGUUCAGGAUGAACCUUCCACAACACCACCAACCUCCCGCAAAGGUUCAUCAGUUUCAGAAACAACACCACCUUCCCGCUCCCGUAAAGGGUCUACAGUAUCUCAGUCAUUGUUCAACAACAACGCAACAUCACCUAGCUCACAAAAAGGAUUUGAAACCACAAAAGGUUCUCAGAAAGCUCAACCUAGUAAAGAUCCUAAACCAUCAACUGAACAGAAACAAGAGGAGAAGGCACCAUUACUUCAACAAGCUAAGGAGCCAUCAAAUACAGUGAAACAGGAUAGAGAGACACCUAUAUCCAAGCCUCUUGCCAAGGUCUGCCCACUCUGUGAGGUGGAGUUACAGAAAGAUCAAUAUAACAGCUGCACUGAAUGCAAAAAUAUUGUAUGUAACUUGUGUGGGUUCAACCCUAUGCCCCAUCAAAAUGAGGUGAAGUGGCUUUGCUUGGCGUGUCAGAUGCAGAAAGCACCAGAACCUCUCCCUUCACAGCUUCAGCCACAUGCUAAGGAAGUUGCACCACUUAAAAUGGGCACUCCCAAUCUAGAUGUUUCACAGAAGAAGCCACAUCUUCCAGCAGAUUCACUUCACAAGGAUAAGAAACCAGAAGUUGCAGACAAACAAGUAAAUAAGCAAACUUUAGCUGGAGAUAAACAAUCCACCCAACAAGGACCAAAACAACAUCAUAUUGCAGAAUUUCCAAAGUCAGAAUCUAAAAAAACUGAUCCGCAACCAGACAAAUCUGGAUUCUUUGGGUUCGGUUUUGGAGGAGCUAGAUCUCGAUCACCUUCUCCUCAGCCUGCUGUCUCUGCUGUUUCAGAGAAGGUUCUAGGGUUUGGUUCUUCAUUUUUAAGCUCAGCAUCUAAUCUAAUCUCAACAGCUGUUCAAAAUGAGACUUCUACAACACCAUCUAGUUCUCGCAAGGCUUCAAUAGCUUCUCAAAUGUCUGAUAAGACACCACCAACCUCUCGUAAAGGUUCUGCAGUUUCACAAAUCUCCAAUAAAGUUAAUACCACUCCACCUUCCACUCGUAAGGUUUCAACAGCUUUUCAGAUGUCUGUUAAAUCAACUCCUCCAACCUCACAGAAGGAAUAUGAAGCUACAGUAAACUCUAAAAACACUGAAAAAACAGAUGGGGCAAAAACUACAGAUUCAGAGAAAGGGCAAGAAACCACUAAAGGAGCUACCCCACAGCAAGAAGAUCAAGGAAAGACCCAAGAUGGAAAUGUUCCUGUCGCCUCUAACAUCCCAGAAGAGUCUAGAUCUCAGUCUCCUUUACUUCCACAUGCAGCAUCUGCAGUCUCUGGGGAGGUUCUUGGAUUUGGUUCCUCCCUCUUUAGCUCAGCAAGUAAUCUGAUCCCAUCAGCUGUUGAUGAGCCAUCUACAACACCGCCCAUGUCUCUUAAAGGUUCCUCAUCUUCCCAACUAUCUGCUAAGACUACAACCCCACCCUCUUCUCAUAAAGGCUCAUUGGUUUCCCAGACAUCAGACAAGAUUACCACUCCACCUUCCUCACGAAAGGGCUCUGGAGUUUCUCAGAUAUCUCUCAAGACCAGCACACCCCCUGCUUCCUCAAAAGGAUCUGAUGUCUCUCCUAAAAUGCUUCCUUCAGAUGACAAAAAAGUACAUGCUGAAAAUAUACAAGAACAGAUAAAAAAAGAAAAGACAUCCAUGGCCAGCCAGGCACAGCCAACAACUGUAUCAUUUACAAAAGAUACAGACCUACCAGAAACAACAAGGACAGAGGCCACUAAAUCAUUGCCCAAAGCCUGCCCUCUAUGUAAAGUCAAUUUGCAGAAGGAGCCUCCCAAUUAUGAUAACUGUACUGAGUGCAAAACCACUGUGUGUAAUCUAUGUGGUUUUAACCCCAUGCCCCAUGAGACAGAGAAAAAGGAGUGGCUAUGUCUGAACUGCCAGAUGCAACGAGCUCAAGCUCAGACUGAUAAAGUACCUCAACCAGUACCACCACAAAAGAAAGCAACACCAACUUCUGUUCCUCCACAGAAGAAGCCACUUGAUUACACAGAUGUUACUGAGAAAGAAAAGACUGCACUAUCUGCAGGUUUAACACCAGGGUCUAGAAAGGCAAGUGCUGUCCCACCAACACAAAAGCUACCCCAGCAGCAGGACAUCAAAAAUCAAGUACAGCCAACACAGAAGGAUGAUACUGUAUACACAAAAUCUAAAGCCACUCCAAAGACUUCAUCCACAAAAGAAGAGAGUGGCUUGUUUGGUUUUGUACGCUCUAGAUCACCUUCUCCCCAACCUGCUGUUUCCAGUGUUUCUGGAAAGGUCUUUGGAUUUGGUUCUUCUAUGUUGAGCUCGGCUUCUAAUCUUAUCUCCACUGCUGUACUAGAUGAAUCCUCCACCACAGUCCUUGCAACUCAGGAGGUUUCAGCAGCUUCUCAAACUCCUGUGAUGACAACAUUAACAUCAACUACUUCUCAGAAAGGAUCAGUUGAUGUUUCACCAAAACAGGGAGCUAAAUCUAUUGAAGGAGAGCAGAAAGACAAGAAACCUGAAGAGAAAAUGACAGAAGUUCAGGAAAAAGCAGUAAUAAAAGAGGUUGACCAGAAGUCAGAGCCACCAAAAGCUUGUCCUCUUUGUAAAGCAGAAAUAAUGAAGGAUCCACCAAAUUACAGCACGUGUACUACUUGCAAGAGCACUGUGUGUAAUCUCUGUGGAUUCAACCCAGUGCCACAUCAAACUGAGGUGAAGGAAUGGCUGUGUUUGAACUGCCAGAUGCAGAGAGCUUCUCAACCUCCAGUUGUGAAACCAGGAACUCAAACUACUAAAUUACCUCCACCUGCAUCCCACAAAAAACAAGACACUGGGGGUGUUGUAGCAGAGGAUCAGAAACAAGAAUGGAAACCCAAUAUUGCAGAUUCCAAACAAAUUACAUCAGAUGUCCAAAUCCAGAAAAAUGUCUUACCUGUCAAAUCUGACAAACAAGAUUCAGAUUUUUUCAGCUUUGGUUUUGGUGGUUCUCAUUCAAGGUCACCAUCUCCUCAGCCCACUUUGUCUGUUGUCUCUGGGAAGGUUCUAGGCUUUGGUUCCUCCUUGCUUAGCUCAGCAUCCAAUCUGAACUCCUCUGCUGUCCAGGAUGAACUUUCUAAAACUCCACCAACAUCACGCAAAGGGUCUACAGUUUCCCAGACUUUGAAUAAGACAACACCAACACCUCCCACUUCUCGAAAAGCAUCAGUAGCUCCACAAGACAAUAAAGCAAAUUUUCCUGCAGCAGAAUCAAAUUUAAUCUCUUCACCAAUCCAAGAACAGAAAAAGCCACCAGAUGCUCAAUCAUCCAAACCUAUACAAGCUCAAGUGAAAGAGGAGCAUCCAAAAACUUGCCCACUCUGUAAAGAGACCCUUAGGAAGGACCCACAGAACUAUAGCUCUUGUACUUCUUGCAAAAGCAUUGUUUGCAAUCUCUGUGGAUUUAAUCCCAAUCCACAUCAGACUGAAGUGAAGGAGUGGCUGUGUUUGACCUGCCAGAUGCAGAGAACUUCAGGUCCUCCCCCAGCUCAACCACAGUAUAAUAAAGUACUUUCACCAGCAUUUCCACAAAAGGAAGAUAUUCCAGAGAAGAAGCAAAGUGUUAAAGAUGAGCAAGAAAAGAAACCUCAUGUAGAGACCACAACACCAGCCACACCAAAUACUAAAAUAUCUAAAAGUGAUGCUUUUCCUCGCAUGUCUGCUCCACUACCUAAAGGUGAACAGAUUAAAGAAGAGUCAAGUUUCUUUGGUUUUGGUGGUGCCCGAUCUCGGUCUCCCUCUCCUCAAACAGCUGUCUCUGAUAAGGUAUUUGGUUUUGGAUCCUCUAUCUUCAGCUCAGCAUCUAACCUGAUAUCUUCAGCUGUUCAGGAAGAAUCCUCCACUAAAACUCCACCAACAUCUCGCAAGGGAUCUACAGUUUCACAGACUUUAAAUAAGACCACACCAACACCACCCACUUCACGAAAAUCAUCAUUUGCUCCUCGGGAUGCUAAACAAGAACCACCUGAAGGGGAAUCAAAGCCAGUUGUUACAUCAAUGCAAGAAUCAAAGCAAGUACAGAAAACCCCAGAUCCUAAUCUAGCCAGACCUCCACAUGCUCCAGAGGAGCUUCUGAAAACCUGUCCACUUUGCAAAGAAACCCUCCAGAAGGACCCACGGAACUACAGCUCUUGUAGUUCUUGUCAGAAAAUUGUUUGUAAUCUCUGUGGAUUCAAUCCCAAUCCACAUCAAACCGAGGUGAGGGAGUGGAUAUGCUUGACCUGCCAGGUAGAGAGAACCUCAGGACUUCCCCUUGCUCAACCACAACCACAAUCCAACAAAGUAGCACCAGCAUCUAUGGAAAAGAAAGCAACUCAAAUUCUACCUUCUCCAGAAAAGAGGCAGAGUGUUCCUGCUGAGCAGGACAAGAAACCUCCAGUAGAGACUAAAAAACCUGCAAUUACUCCAACACCAAAUCCUCAAAAGUCUACUGGUGAAGCUUCUACUUCCAAAUCUAGUCCGUCAUAUAAAGUUGAACAGACUAAGGAAGAGUCUAGUUUCUUUGGAUUUGGUUUGGGAGGUGCUCGAUCCCGGUCACCUUCUCCUCAAUCUGCUGUCUCUGAGAAAUUUAUGGGUUUUGGGUCGUCGUUCCUUAGUUCAGCAUCUAAUCUGAUAUCCUCAGCCAUUCAGGAUGAGUCAACCACCAAAACCCCACCAAGUUCUCGUAAGGGAUCCACUGUGUCCCAAAGUUCUUUUAAGACAACACCAACACCACCUACCUCUCGGAAAGUUUCAGAAUCACAAUUCACAGAAAAAAAUAAACCACAAGAAGAAGCCAAACUCCUUAAUGCCCAAAAACAGGAUGAAAAGAAAAAAGAAGGAAAUAAACCACAGGAUGAGAUGACCAAAGAACCAGUCAUUGAUGUGAAAAUUAACAGACCAGCCCUGGAGCUUCCAAAAACCUGUCCAAUCUGUAAAGUGGACAUAAAGUGGGUUCCACCAAAUUACAACACUUGCACUGAAUGCAAGGACAUCAUGUGCAAUAUGUGUGGAUUUAAUCCCAUGCCACAUAAAUCAGAGGUUAAGGAAUGGCUGUGUUUGAACUGUCAGGGAAAGAAAGCUCAAGUGUCUUCCUCUGGCCAACCACAGCCACAGGUUAGCAAAGCACCUUCACCAACAAUACCAGAAAACAAGGAGGCUCUCAUACAUACUCCAAUUCCAAUGUCUUCAAAAAAUAAGCCAGAUGUCACUGGGAAGAUAAACACAUCAGUUGUUACAGAGAAUCAAGAGAACAAACCUAUACAAGCUACAGCACAAUCAACUGAAAUGCCAAAACGUGAUCAUUCUCCUGCAAAAUCAUCUGUACAACAGAAACCAGAACCUUCUAAAGAAGAAUCAGGUUUCUUUAGCUUUGAUUUUGGCGGUGUUCGAUCUGGAUCCCCUCAGCCUUCAGUGACUGAUGUCUCAGGAAAGGUUCUAGGCUUAGAAUCUUCCUUUUUGAGCUCUGCAUCCAAUCUAAUCUCCUCAGCCAUUCAAGAUGAGUCCUUCACAACACCACCAACUUUUCGUAAGGCUUCCACAGCUUCUGAAACAUCUACAAAGACUACAACACCACCAACGUCUCGCAGGGCAUCUGUGGUUUCCCAAGCUUCAGUUAAGACUUCACAAACACCACCUGCUUCUAGGAAAGGAUCUGUUACUUCUCAAAAAGUUCCCCCUACUGACACAAAAGCACCUAUAACAAACAAACCACAGGAGGACAAAGCAAAUGAGAAGCAGGUGCAACAGGCUUCAGCAGUACCUGAAGCUUCAGUAGUAGCAGUUGCAGCUCCUAAAGCAGAAAACAAAGAAUGUCCUCUUUGCAAAGUCUAUCUCAAUGUGGGUUCAAAGGACACUCCUAACUACAAUACCUGCACUGAGUGCAAGAACACUGUUUGUAACCUCUGUGGAUUCAACCCAACACCCCAUCAAAAGGUCAAAGAAUGGCUUUGUUUGAACUGCCAAACACAGCGAGCUUUAAAUGGAAUGGAACCACAAGGACCUCACAAAAUAAAGACCCAUGAACAAUCUGAAAAUUUCUCCAUCUCAGCACCACCUCCAAGAACAGAAUGUACAACACAAGGGGCACCAUCAUUAGUGUCAACCAUGGUUCCAGAUGUUGCUGAAACCCAAAAGAAAGAGAUUCAAGCUGUGGCCAUUCUUGAUGAAGCUAAGACUCCUGUUUUAUUGGAAGUGCAAAAGAAAGCAUCAGUCUUAGCUAAAGAGAAAGAAACAUCAGAUUCAAAGAACGAUAAAAAAUCUGACAUACUCUUAAAGGAGUCUGAAAAGUCCCCAGAAAAAGCAGCUCCGCCUCCACAGGUAGAGCCACCAAAACAGGAAUCCAGUUUCUUUGGUUUUGGAUUUGGUAGUCCUAAGGUAAAACCUGCUUCAAAGCCAUAUGAGUCAACCACUGGGAAACUCUUGACGGAAACAGCAAGAUCUCGAUCACCGUCACCACAGUCUGUUUCUGCUGUCUCUGGAAAAGUUCUGGGCUUUGGAUCCUCUUUAUUUAGCUCAGCAUCGAAUUUAAUCAGCUCAGCUGUUCAAAAUGAACCUUCCACUACACCAUCAACUUCUAGAAAGGCAUCCACAGUGUCCCAGACCUCUAUUAAGACUACUCCUCCCACAUCUCGUAAAGGAUCUGCAGUUGCACUAGACUGUAGUAAGAUUGAGGACACCAAACCACAUGCACAACAAGGUGCAGGGGAACCAAUGGAGAAGAAACCAGAAAUCAAGCAAGCCACAGCACCCAAACCACCUCAAAAACCUACUCCUGAAGAAGUCAAGAUUAACUGUCCAUUAUGCAAAGUGCAACAAGAUGUCAAGAAUUUUAACACAUGCACAGAAUGCAAGAAAACAGUGUGCAGACAAUGUGGAUUUAAUCUAAUGGCUCAUCAAGCAGAGGUUGAGGAAUGGCUCUGUCUAAAUUGCCAGGUACAACGGGCACAGGCAGGGAUGAAAACAUCUGAACGUCCCACAGUGAAACCUCAGCUAGUUCCCUUAGUGAAAGACAACCAAACUCCAUCCAAAGUUGAAAUGGUAUCUACAGCUCCAGUUGAAACCAAACUGGAUGAGAAGCCUGCUGGAGAUGAAAAGAAUGCUGUCUCUCAUCAAGAAAUAAAGAAAGAGUUUACUGUAGAGAGUACUGAUGCCAAGGCAACUGAUGAAAUCACCCCAACAAAAGAGCCUCCUAAGCAAAACAAAACUCAACCAAAUCAUGCGAAAACUCAGCAAGAGCCACCCAAGGAUACAACCACUCCUGUAAAAUCUGCUAUACCUACCGAGCUUGGACCCCCAAAACAGGAAUCACAUUUUCUGGGUUUUGGAUUAGGUGGUCCUAAAGCACAGCCUACAUCUUCUAAACCAUCUGAGUCAAACACAGGAAAGUUCUUUGGUGGAUUUGGUGGCCUGACAGAAACAGCUAGAUCUCGAUCUCCAUCCCCACAGUCAGUUUCUGCUGUCUCUGGGAAAGUUCUGGGUUUUGGAUCCUCACUAUUUAGCUCAGCAUCUAAUCUGAUCUCCUCAGCUGUUCAAGAUGAGUCAUCUACAACACCCCCGACUCCACGAAAAGGCUCCACAGUUUCUAUUGAGUCUGGUAAAUCUACCACAGCACCAGCUUAUCGCAAAGGCUCAAUGGCUUCUGCCAAGACAACACCGCCAGCAUCCUGCAAAGGAUCUGCUGCAACAGAACCCAACAAAGUACUUCCUGAAAAAGAGAACAAUGCACCUGUUGGAAAGAAACCUGAGCAGCUCAAUGAGAGCAAAGUAUCAAGGUUACCUACUUCAGAAAUGGAUAAACCUAAACAACAUCCUGAAAGUUUAACUCAACCAUUCACCUGCCCACUCUGCAACGUGGAUCUUAACAUGGGCUCAAAGGACCCUGCUAAUUACAACACCUGCACUGAAUGUAAAAACAUUGUAUGUGAUCUCUGUGGAUUCAACCCUAUGCCUCACCUUGCUGAGACUGAGUGGUUGUGUUUGAUUUGUCAAACACAGAGAGCUCUAGCUGGGCAGCUGGGAGACAUGGGAAAAAUAACAAUAUCCAGCCCAGUAUCCACAAAAGAAAAGCCUACAGUCACACCCAAAACACAGCUGUCUGAGACUUCUGCACAGACACCUAUGCCAAAAUCUGAGCCAAAACCAUCAGAGGCAGAGGAGGAGAAAACCAUCCCUGCUACUGUUGCAAAGGCAGUGGUGACCAUUCCAGUGUUCCCUGCACCUCUCCCUGCUGUUCCUAAUGCAGAUAUGCUGCAGACAGAGAUGGCCGCUGUGGUGGCACAAAUAUCAGCUGCAGAGACUCAGAAAGCUGUUAUUACUUCUGCUGCAGUCACUUUAAAAGAAACAGUCAAAGACAAAGUCCCAGAUGAGACACAAGUAGAGAAAGAACCGAUGUCUAUGCUUCCAGCAGUGUCAACUGAGACAGAUAAGGUUAAAGAGGAUACAUACACUCAACCUGCAAUAGAAGGACAACAAAAAGAUGUUGUGGUACAGAUAGAUAGCAGUCUUCCAGAAAUUUCUAAAGUAGACACCUUAAAAGCAGAUAUUAAAGAGCAACAUAGAAAGGACAUCUUUCCGGUAUCGGUAGAAUCAUACAGCUCGGCUGAGGAGGAGCUUAAGGAGAUACAGAGAGUCAGUGAAAUGACCAUAAAAGAAACUACGACAAAACUGUUGCCUGUCAGAACAUCAGACAGUGUAAAACAAUACCAUGAGGACAGCAGUGAGAGUGAACCCUCCCCUCAUAUACAGAGAAGAAGAGUGAGGCCUGCUUCCUCCAGCAGUGAGGACUACAAACUAGACAGUUCAAAUUCCGGAGAUGACGAAGAGUUCAUACGAAGACAACUUAUGUGCAUGGGUGAAGAGGAGAACUUACCUUCUGUUGAGGAAAAACACAGAGAAGAACAACAAACACCGCAAGAAACCAGAGACGUCGAAAAAUCUGAUGAUUCCUUGAAGACUAAACAUGUUCUAAAGAAACUUAGUGUAGAGCCUGAGGAGAUUUCUGAUAUCAGUCUGUCUUCUCGUGACCAAGAUGAUCAAGUUGCCCAAGCCAUCCCUGUCCCAGAAGCAUUAGAAGAAAUCAGAGUGGAAAUAGAUGUGUCAAAUGACAAUGAAAAUAUCAUAGCUAAUGACACCACAGCCAUUACACAAAAAACUCCUGUUAGACAGACCACAGAGGAACAUGAGAGUCUGAUUGAAGACUCAUCUAAGGGUGAUGGGUCGUCCAGUGUUCAGGUGUCUAGCAUCACGCCAGGAACAGCUUCUCCUACUUCCGUAUCCUCUAUUGAUGAAGACAGUGAUAGUAGCCCAAGUCAUAAAAAGGCAAAAGCAGAGGGUAGACAGCAAAGAAAGGCAAAACACAGACCUCAUGGCCAAGCCCUUCCCACUAUAGAGGACUCGUCUGAGGAUGAUGAGUUACGUGAGGAGGGUGAAAACAUGGAUCACGAAGAAGAAAGAGAUGAUCAGCAGCAGUUAAGAAAGGCCACAAAAAAAUUUAAGAUGGAAAGAGAUGAUCUGGGCAUGCGAAGGAGACGUGAUAAUUUGAUUAAAACUGAUAAAUUAAGGAAGGCAACAGGGAUGGAUGAACAGAAGUCCUCUUCCUUCUCUGACUUUUCACCUAGUUUUGAAUCUGAACCAGAAAAUGCAGAAUACAGAACAUUAUCAUCUGAAACACAUGAUGCUGCAGAGAAGCCAUUAAAGAGUUCUGAAGAGGUAUAUGAGGAAAUGCUGCAGAAAGCACAGGAAUACACAACAUCAGAGAAAUUCACACCACCCGAUAUUGAACCAUUAUACGGAGGCAUGUUAAUAGAGGACUAUGCUUAUGAAACUUUAGUUGAAGAACAAGAACAGGCUGCAACAGCUCUUGGUAAAGUCACCCAUGAGCAAGAUUUGAGAAAGCUGUCUGAACAUGAGUCGGUGAGAAUACUUAUGACACCAGAUGAGGCUUAUGAGGAGGUGUUGCAUAAAAGGAGCAAGAUCCUGCAAAAAGAGAAGGAGACUCAGCAAACACAUGCAACAAAGGUUGACACAUCCUUGCCACUUGAUGUCAGUGACACUUGUUAUGUGACUAUUUCUGGAAAUGAUGCACUUAUUACAGAUAAAAAUGCAAAGCCACUGUCACCAACAGAGAAUGCCUAUGAAGAGCAAUUGAAGACACAGCAAGAUGUUUUAACACCGGGAACAAGUCCAACACAGUCAACUCCUGUGUCUCCUGCCUCCCCUCUAACUGUGUCUGAGUCAUCAUAUGAUUCCCCUGAGGUGAUUCUCAUCCCUUCAAGUGGGGAAGAAGACAACCUUGCUGAACCUAUAGAAUGCAUUUUGGAGCCUUAUAUUACAGAGUCCACAUCGACUCAGGAUGCAUUUGGGAAUAAAGCGUUAUAUCCAAUUCCUGACUUAAAGAUUACCCAGUGCUCCUCUGGUGAAGAGGAAGUUGAAGAGGAGUACUGUGUCACAUUGGAAAAAAUGUCAUCUGAGCCAACUAAUAUCCCUCAAAGUGAAGAGGAACCACAAGACCCAGAAGAAUCAUUUGAGAAUCUUCCCAUUUCUGUAAUCUGUGAAGUUCCCUCAUCAAAACAUAUUGUGGAGACAACAGCAAUAUCACCACUAUCUCCACCAACAGUCUCAUCCCCAGAUUCAAAUAUAGAACUAACAACAGCACCAUCAUCCUCUCCGGUUUCUGACCAGACAUCUGAAUUAACCACUCCAGCUAGCCCCAGUGUUGCUGAAAUUUCUGCCCCAGUUGUAAUUCACAUGCCAGACUUGGUGUCUGAGCAAGCCACAACAUACCCAUCAGCAAGUGCUCCUGUUGCACCUUCCACACAUAUUAUUGGAUCCCCUUCACCGGUCAUUCCAGCCUCACCACAUGUCUCAGAAAAUGCUGGCACUCCGACUCCUUCUGAAAAUCUUGUUUCAAAGCCAACACCAGGUCCAAAACCAAUUCCUGCACCAAAACCAACAGUUAUACCACAACCUAAACAGGAAACGGUCCCUACUCCAGAUAGUCUUUCAUCCUUUAUACUGAAUUCAGCUAAUCAAGAUUUAGCUCAGAAACCUUUGGCCAGUGCAAUACAUGAAUCACUUUCAGAUUCUAAAUCAGACUCUAUAAACAAACAAGCUGUUGCACAAAUAAUUGAUCCAAAAGUAGACUAUGUAAAAACUCAUAAUACUAAUGUUGCUACACCCAUUGUUCAGUCUCAGAAAAGACCUUUAACACAAACCUCUGUUGUUGUUCAAAUGCCCGAUCUUGUGUCCCCUGCUUUAGACCAUCCAGUUCUAGAACAAACUCAAGUUUCAGCGCCUAACCUGCCAUCCACUGCACUCAGAAAUCAGAUUCCUACACCUACCACCGUUGUUGUCCAAAUGCCAGAACUGGUUACAUCUCCAUCUCAAUCAAUCUCUGGGACUUUUCCAGUACCUUCUCUAACCUAUGCCCCACUUCCAGCUACAGUUUCAGCAGUGGAUCAAGCACCUAUUUCUGUUCCAACAAUGGUAUCAGCCCCGAUACCAGCAAAGGUUAUCUCUACAGACCAGACUAGCUCAGCUGUUGAAGUGGUCACACCACCAUCUGCUCAAUCCAGUAUUCCUGGUUCGGCAAAAGAGACUCAACCACCAACGAGUGUUUCUAUUCAGAUUUCUGUUCAGAUGCCAGAAGAAACCAGAUCCCACAUGGCACCCCAGUUAGGCCAGGCAGCCCCUAUUUUACCUCCAGCCGGUCAUAGAGAGCAUAUUGCUGCAAAGACAGUCUCUGUUGUUUCUCCCACUGUUACUACAACUGUUGCUUUUGGAACUUCAUCCUCCCAACCAGUUCAAUCAAUGCUGACCAAUAUUCAGCCAACAAUGGUGGAAAUUCAGAAAGAAAAUGCACCAGAUGAUGGAAUUUCUUCCCAACAGCCAGAUUCACAAAUAAUUUCUCCUGUACAGACAGAGCAAGGUCAAGUUGUUGUUAAAUUGCCAAAUCUUGAAAAUGUGGCAUUUAAAACAACUAUUGAAGAUGGGAGAGGCCACCCUGUUAUUGUUAGUGUUUCUCCUUUUACCUAUCCAAGCGAAAUGUCAAGUUUCAUCACUGAUUCAACAGUUCCACAUUGUGUGACAUCUGCAAAACCCCAUGUUUCUCAUGAAAGAACAGAUAAACCAGUGAUUUCAUUUCCACCACCUCCUCAAGCUUCACCACCAGAAUUGCCAUAUACCGCAGUACCCAAGGCUGAUUUUAACCAGCAAAAGACUAUUCCAACUCCCUCAUCAGUUACAGCAACUCUACCCAAACCCCCACCAAAUGUGGCCAGUAUAAAUAUAAAAUCAGCUGUGACCCCAACACACAAAUCCCCACCCGCUGUUCCCCCCAAACCUGUAUGCAUUCCACCAGGACUGGUAUUUAGUCACAGAUCAAGAGAGAGCGUUAAGCCACCAGUUAGCCCUGAGACAGUAGUUGUUCAAGCAGUUCGUGCUGCAACUUUGCCAAGAACAAGGGAACCUCCAAAUGCAUUGUCACUAAGUUUGACUGCCCCUGUAGAGACCAAGCACAGUGCUUCAUCACCAAAAUCACCUUUGUCACCCAGAUUUGCUAGAACUCUUGAAACAUAUGUGGUGAUAACAUUGCCCUCAGAACCAGGAUCACCUGUUGAGAGCAUUACAACUCAAGCACCGAUGAGAAGAUCAUCACUGCCAACUCCCAGACAGCAGGUUCAAUCUGUGUUUGCUCUAGAUUCAGUGGAUGCACCUGUGUCAUUAAUUUCUGCACAAAUUGUAGCAGCUCCACCAAAGCUUUCCUCAGUUUUAAAUGCAGCUGUGCCCCUUGAGGUGAUGUCACCUGACAUUGCUUCAGUCACAACAGAGACUUUAGCUGCUGUUUCAAGACAAAGUAUUACAGAUCUUUGUGUAACAGUCCCAGAGCUGCAAGUUGCUUCUGUACAAACAUUUGUUUCAGCACCUCUUGUAGUGGCAUCACCAGGAGUAGCACAGUCUAUGGCUGUUGUUCCUCAUAUCACAAUGGAGAAUACAAUUAAUUCCCCAUCUGCAAUUAUAACACCACAUGAUACAGCAUCAGUUGUAAUUGCACCUACUGUUUUGAUUCCAGCAGCACCUGUUGCAGCAGCACCACCACCGCCCAUUGCUAUGGAACCAACAGGAUAUUCAGCUAUAGUGUACCCCACACCUUCCUUGAUUUCUCCUCUUCUCUUAGCUCCACUGUCAGGAGUUUCUGCUGAUUCUGUUCCUCACAAUACAGUGAGUGAUGUGCAACAUGAACUUGAAAUGCAACAAAUGCAAACAACAUAUUCUAGUCCAAUAACAAUAACCCAGAUUCCAAUCCCAGCUAAAAAUGAAGACAUUCCUAGUUUGGAUAUGGAAGAAGUACUAAUAGUCUCAGCUUCUGAAGAGGUCUUACCUGAACUGGGUCCAUUACCAGUACCAAUAACACAGCUUCGAGGGCACCAAGCAGUUUAUGAGCAAAAAAAAGAAAUCCCAGCAAUGAAGUCUGCAACAACUGUGCCACCAGUACCAGUCACAUUUACACAAUUUACAAAAUCUAUUGAGAGUCAAGAAAUAUGUGGACAAGAUAAAGUUAUAUCAAGCAUGAGCCAAGUCUACUCUACAAUCUCAACAACUGAGCAGCAUCCUGAUGCAUCGCCUAAUAUUGUAACCCAAGUUGUCACGACUGAAGUACAAAGAACUACAACUGUGUCAGUUGUCCAGGAGAGGAUUCCUGUCGAAUCCAUACAUGAACCUGUGGGUGCUACAGCCACAAUCCAGCCAGAAGUCCAUCCAAAGCCUAAACAAAAUGGAAGAAUAUACUACCCUAGUGACGUUAUAGAUCUUACCACAUUUAAAGUCAAUGUUACAAUGACUGACCAAGGAAUGGAUCUGACAGCCCCAGAUUUAAAUAAGUCUUCCUUCUCAAGUGACUCAAGUGGGCGACAGGCCACUGCUGUACAGCCUGAAAUUGUGAAUCUUAGUGCUGAAAUAAUCCCUACUACAACACUCUCUGUUGUAACUGACAGCAUAACAAUUGUCACUUGCACAGCUACAAUUGCCUACAACAACAACCCAGUUGACAAGCCUCUGGACCUAGGGCAUGCUGCUUUAGUGCCUCUUCCACUUACCACAUAUAAUCCAUUUGAGCCACUUGCACAGAUAGUGUACAGACCUGUGAAUUCACAACCUAAGCCUGCAACCAGUGAAGAGAUUCCUGUUAACCUUUCAUACAGAGCUGCAACCACAGCUCCUACUCUUAUGCCUGUAACUAUAGCCCCAGUGAGCUUCACAAAUGGCACUUGUGGUAAACCAAUACAUAUAGAGCCAUCGGCAGUUGGACCUGUAGACCUCACCACAUCUAAGCCAAUGAAAACCAUGGUUGCUUUGUCCUCGUCCUCUGGAGUGGUCACAACUGUUUUGGAAGAUGAUGGUACACCAGUUGAUCUAACAUCUGGAAGACAGACUGCUUGCUGUGAUGUUAUUUACAGGAUUCCUUUCACAGGGAGCUGUAGAACACAACCUCCUGUGACCACACAACCAGACAAUCAAAUUGGCUAUCAAAUUGAUAAUCACACAACACCUGUCAUUGAAGAUCUCACUACCAUGAAGGCUUCGAUAUCUGACAGUGAUUUCAGAGAGGCUGGACUCUUUGGUUAUGAAAGAAAGAAUGGAUUCACAUAUCAGAAUGGGGCAUCUGAGGGGGCUAUUGAUUUGACAUCAGCUAAAAUGUCAACAGAAGAAGCCUUAGACUACUCAAAGAAAGGCACUUUGGCAUUUACUGGGAUCACCACUACUCCAUAUUCUGAAGGAACGACAUUUGCCAUUAGUGGUUUACUAAGAUCGACAAAUGGAAUCGUUUAUUCAUCUGUUGCUGCACCCGUUCCCUCCACAUAUGCAAUUACCACCCAACCAGGUUCAGUAUUCAGCACAACAUAUAAUAGUCUCACCAAUUCUACAGAUCCAUUUUCAGCACUUCAAAAUCAGCCUGCUCCAUAUGGCUUUGUACACACCACAGCCACAGACCAUUCAAUAUUCCCACAGCCUGAAUUAUCAAAGGAUAUUCUACCUUCUGCAUUAGCCAAUCUCCUUCCCUCCCUGACAGCGUUCCCUGAGCUCUACUCAGAUGCUACUCUUGAGGUAAUAGCAGCCUCCCUGGACAUGCUGGUAUCCCAGAAUUUCCCUGAUUUAGAUGACAGCAAGAGCCAACAGUACAAGGCUGAACAUGAGUUCUUACAAUUAGAGAAAUUGAAACAGCUGUGUCUAGCGGAAGAACUUGAAUGGGAGAGGCAAGAGAUACAGCGUUACCGUGAGCAAGAGCAGAUCAUUGUUCAGAAGGAGCUGGAGGAACUUCAAAACAUGAAGCAGCAACUUCUAAUGCAGCAAGAAGAGGAACGCAAAACCCAUAUGAUUCUUCAGCAAGAAACUUUUGCACAGCAGCAAUUUCAGUUAGAGCAAAUCCAUCGAUUACAGCAGCAACUCCAGCAACAAUUAGAAGAGCAAAAGAUAUACCCAUACGGGUUCAGGCCAAGUAAGUGUAUUUCCCCACCCUUGAGCUCAGACAUCAUACUUGACUCAAAAUAUUCUGGGGGAGAUAAUGGACAGUACUGGCCAGUGAAGGAUGAAAAUUCAGCGUCAUCUGCAGUGUCCACCCAUGUCUCUACAUCAGGUCAAAACUGGCAAACAACAACUUCUGGGGCUUUUACACAGUAUAGUUCAAGCAUUCCUGCAUCAGUGAGUGCUCAGACAAAGGAUCAAAUGCAGUUGUCCACAAACUUGCCAGAUACAGCCAAGCAAGAUCAAAGUGUGGGGUUAAGUGGAAAGAAAUUGGUUGAGAGUGGUGUUCAAACGGAUGAUGAAGAUGGGGUUGAAAAGAUUCCUUCUGGUAGAAGGAGAAGAAGUAGGAGAAGUGUAGAUAGCUGUGUGCAAACUGAUGAUGAGGAUCAGGAUGAAUGGGAUGUCCCCGUUAGGAGCAGACGCAGGUCUCGUUCCAGUAGAUAUGCUGAUGGAGAGAAGGGAAAAAGCUCCAAGGUAUCAAGUAUUGCAAUUCAGACUGUAGCAGAGAUUUCAGUUCAGACAGAGCAUUCAGGGACAAUAAGGAGAUCUCCUGUGCGGGCUCAGUUGGACACAAAAGUAGAUUUACACAGAGAGGGCCAAACAGAAAGUGAUUCAGAAUUUAUGUCAGACAGAGAUAAAAGACGUCCAGCUCCUUCUGAGAUAAGUGUCAGCACACACCUGACAGCUGACGAUGUUGGAACAUUGUUAGUUACCAAAUCUCCAAAGGUAUUAUGCUCCCCAGUUUCACCAGUGUCCCCUGGAAAAAGCUCACAGAAGAUGCUUACUGCUGAUUCAUCGAGGCAUCUCAGUAGUCCAAGAUCACUAAGGGCCUCACAACGAUCUCUGUCUGACCCCAAGACACUCAGUCCGACCACUGAGGACAGAAUGAUGUACCAAUACUCAGACACCUACUCAAGCAAAGGUUCUCAGAGCGGCACACCACUUGGCACUCAGAAGAAAGUAAAACGCACACUACCUCAUCCACCUCCGGAAGAAGAUACCCUCAUUUGCCUCUCUGGGUACACCACUGCUUCUGCCAGAAGACGAUUGUGCAGGAACACCACUAUGGCACGGGCCAAAAUCCUCCAAGACAUAGACAAAGAGCUGGAUUUAGUUGAACGUGAGUCCUCAAAACUCCGUAAGAUUCAGGCAGAACUUGAUGAAGAGGAGAAAGAGAUAGAUGCUAAAUUGAGGUAUCUGGAGAUGGGUAUAAAUCGAAGAAAAGAGGCUUUACUGAAAGAGAGAGAGAAGAGAGAGAGAGCCUACUUACAGGGAGUGGCAGAAGAGCGAGACUACAUGUCAGAUAGCGAGGUCAGCAAUAUCAGAGAGGCACGAGGUAAUGGUCAUGGACUAGAACGGCCACGGACUGCCCCACAGUCAGAGUUUAACCAGUUCAUUCCACCACAGACUGAGUCUGAGUCCCAGUAUGCACAGCUUAUGAGUCCAUACUCCCAUUAUCAGUAUGAAUCCCAAACAAGUCAGUGUCCUCAACAGACAUUGUACCAGCAGCAGUCUCUUUACCAUCAGCAGGUGUCCCCCUACCAAUCCAUCUACUCAUCAGUGCCCUCACUCAAUCAGCAGUCCCAGCAGACUGGCUAUGACCAUUCCUCACUCCUCCUGAUGCAUCAGAAACCCCGUCAGACUACUUUGUCUGAUUUAGAACCAAAGAUUACGACAAACUAUGAGGUUGUACGCAACCAGCCCCUCCUAAUUGUCCCUACAUCCACAGAGAGUGCAUACGGAGUUUCCCAUCUCGGUGGCAAAUACAGUAGCCUUGAUCUGAGGAUGGGCUUGGAAGAGAGGGCCAGCAUGGCCAGCAGUCCCUUGUCCAGCAUAUCAGCUGAGUCCUUCUAUGCAGACCUUGACCACCACAAUGCCAGGAACUAUGUGUUGAUUGAUGACAUCGGCGAACUCACAAAGAGCUCUGCAGGCCUUGGUUCAAGCUUCAGUAUCGCUGAUAAGGAUAUAAGCAAAGCUGACCGACUUCUCCGGACGGCUGAUGUUCGUCGGACAGCAGAUGUGGCAGACUUUCUUGGACCUCUUCAGGCUGCUUCUCGAUUGCAUUCAUAUGAUAAAGCAGACGAAGAUUCCAUGGAAGAGCCAUAUGAAUUGAAGAUGUUAAAACAACAAAUUAAGCAGGAGUUCCGACGUGGUACGGAUAGUCUCGAACAGCUUACAGGCCUGCCUCACUACCUCCACUCUGACGUUAAUUAUAAGCAUUUCCCCAAAGCUGACAAAUAUAGCAUCGGGAGACUAACUUUAGAGAAGCAAGCUGCCAAGCAACUUCCGGCCUCAGUUCUUUACCAGAAACAGCUAAAGAAUAAAAAAGCACUAAUUGACCCCAAAAUUACAAAGUUUUCACCUAUCCAAGAGAGCAGGGACCAUGAGCUAGAUUACAGCACUUUUUUAUCAUCUGCCAGCUCAUCAGUUGGUGGACUGUCUGCCAGGGCAAGGCUACUGCAGGAUGAGAUCACAUUUGGUCUUAGGAAGAACCUUGCGGAGCAACAUAAAUAUUUGGGUUCAGAUCUUGGAGCUAGCCUGUCUCAGUCACUCAACUAUGGCCAAUCUCUCAAUCUAGGGCCUACCAUAAGGUCUUCCCUUCAUGAUGAUGGCACUUACCCCAGUGGCACUCGGUCAAGACCUUCCUCUAGGCCUUCCUCUGUAUAUGGACUGGACCUGUCUAUCAAAAGAGACUUGUCAAACUCAUCAUUACGCCUAAAAGCAGAGGGUGAGGGUAUGGAUUCCCAGUUUGUAUCUAGGGCUAAACCAACAAGUCUGCCAAUUAGUCAGAGCAGGGGUCGAAUUCCCAUUGUUGCACAAAACUCUGAAGAGGAGAGUCCACUGAGCCCUGUAGGUCAGCCCAUGGGCAUGGCCAGGGCAUCUGCAGGCCCACUCCCACCCAUCUCAGCAGACUCACGAGACCAGUUUGGCUCCAGUCACUCUCUUCCAGAAGUCCAACAGCACAUGAGAGAGGAGUCCAGGACAAGUGGCUAUAAACGGGACAUUGCCUUUAUAAAGGAUGACCUUCAGGGGGCCAUGUCAGAUAGUGAAGCUGGAGGUCCUAGCUGGAAUGUGAAAGCAUAUCACCUUCAGCACGAAGAGACAGACUGGUUUGACAAACCCCGCCAGGGACGUGGAGGACCAGAAGCUGGGGCAGAGAGAAGACAGAUGAAAGGCGGCCAUUACCCCUUCCCACACUCUCGCAUCAAACUGCAAAGGGACCCUAAGGACCACACCGUCUCAGGCAGUGGGCUGGGAAUUAGAGUUGUGGGUGGAAAAGAGAUUCCAGGGACCAACGGUGAGAUCGGAGCCUACAUUGCCAAGGUUUCAGCAGGGGGAUGUGCUGAGUAUACAGGAAAAGUUGUUGAAGGAAUGCAGGUUCUAGAGUGGAAUGGAAUCUCUCUGCUGGGAAAAACAUAUGAGGAAGUGCAAAGCAUUGUGGGUCAGCAGUAUGGAGAGGCAGAAAUAUGUUUGCGCCUAGACCUAAACAUGCUCUCCGGCACAGAACACCCUCAGCAAAUGGAGCACCAGACUCAGUUGAGAACUGGUGAGCAUCAGCGUUCUCCAGGUGUUGACCCAAAGCAGCUGGCUGCAGAGCUGCAGAAGGUAUCGCAGCAGCAGACUCCUGCUUCCGUGCUGUCUGCUCUGGAGAGAGCGGGACACUUGCACUCUGGCACCGGAUCUGCCGCUUCAAGUGGGGUCCCCAGCCCUGGGCAACCCGGGUCCCCUUCUGUCAACAAGAAGCGUCAUAGUAGCAAGUCAGCUGAGGUUCUGAAGUCACAACCGCAUCCAAUCACUGGUGAAAUACAACUUCAAAUCAACUAUGACAGGAAUAUGGGCAAUCUGAUUGUUCACGUGCUACAAGCAAGAAACCUUGCUCCUAGAGAAAACAAUGGAUACACAGACCCUUUUGUGAAGGUCUAUCUCUUGCCAGGGAGAGGCCAAGUCAUGGUUGUCCAGAACGCAAGUGCUGAAAACAAGAGAAGGAUUAAAUAUGUCCAGAAGACCCAGAACCCAGAGUGGAACCAGACCGUAAUUUAUAAAAACAUCCAUCUGGAGCAGCUGAAGAAGAAAACUCUGGAGGUUACUGUGUGGGAUUAUGACAGAUAUUCCUCAAAUGAUUUUCUGGGAGAAGUGCUCAUUGAUCUCUCAAACACAGCUCAGCUGGAUAACACACCUCGCUGGCACCCCCUAAAGGAGCAAAGCGAGAGUAUUCACAAUGGAAAAACACACCCUCCGCAGGGGCCCGACGGCUCCGGGGGAAACGGAGGUCAGGGCGGCUCUGGCAGUCAGGGGGGCCCUGGAGGGCCAGGAGGUUCUGGAGGUCAAGGAGGGCAACCAGAGAACCAGCAGUCCCCUAAAACCUCCGUCAUUAAGAGCCGAAGUCACGGCAUUUUCCCUGACCCUGCUAAAGAUACACAGGUCCUUACAAUAGAAAAGUCCCACAGUAGUCCCGGCAGCUCCAAAUCUUCCUCUGAGAGUCACUUGCGCUCCCACGGCCCCUCACGCAGCCAGAGCAAAGGCAGCGUCACCCAGGCCCACCUGGAAGAAGCCGGGAACGCCAUCGCUGCAGCUGAGGCUGCGGUGCAACAGGCCCGACUCCAGCCAAAUAAAGCAAACCACAAAAUAAUCGAUGGGGAUGCAUACACUCUGGACAGUGAAGAUACUUUGGGCACUAACGCUGUGGACAGUGCCAUAUUUCAGGUCCCUCAGUUGAAAAACAUUCCAAACGGAACCGAUAAAGGCAGAGGAAUUGAAUCUUUGAACCUGUCUGAUUCAGAAGGUAAGAUGAUGGGUGAGAUCAAGGUUGCUUUAAAGAAGGAAAUGAAGACAGAAGGAGAGCAGCUGGUUCUUGAGAUCCUGCAGUGCAGAAACAUCACCUACAAGUUCAAAUCUCCUGACCACCUACCUGACUUGUAUGUAAAGCUGUAUGUGGUGAAUGUGGCCACUCAAAAGAAGAUCAUAAAGAAGAAGACCAGAGUGUGUCGGCACGACAGAGAGCCAUCAUUCAAUGAGACAUUUCGUUUGAACCUGAAUCCUGUUGGCCACUCUAUACAGCUGUUCCUGGUGUCAAAUGGAGGGAAAUUUAUGAAGAAGACCCUGAUUGGUGAGGCCUACAUCUGGCUGGACAAUGUGGACAUGCGUAAGCGGGCCGUCAGCUGGCACAAGCUAGUGGCCACAACCAGUCAAACACAGCCAUAACCACAUGCCAUCCAUCUCCCAUCAAUGCCCUCCAAAAAAAGAGAAAUAAAACAGGACAAGGUGGGUUUGUGUGUCUGGAAUGACUGAUAGAUCAUGGAAAGAGUCCAUUCACCAAGACAGAGACAUGUAUGUCCACUCCCAGAGCACUGCUAUUGCAGGAGUCAUUUCUGCAACUACAUUCUACAUCUAACAUAUCUUAGGCAUGGGCCAAUUAUGACUACAUUUCAAUGUCAUUCCUGCUUUUAUUAAAAUACAAAAUCAUAUAUAUUUCUCGCAAAAAAACAUUGUUCGUAAGAGGAUAGAUGUAGCAUAUAGUUGACACAAUCAUGUGAUAUAUAAUGACCAUAUCAGACUAUGUUAUGCACUGUAUGGAGGUUAUACUGUAAGGAAGAAAGACAAUCAUAAAUAUAAUGGAUUCUAUUCUUUGAAUGCAACAUCCAGUCACACAGUUCAAUAUCCCUCCGUUUAUCAUGUCUUGAGUGUCGUCUUCAAUGUUUAGGGAACGUUGAAACUUCAGGUUGUGACUGACAUCAGCUAUUGGACAUGGAUCGGUCAAUGAAGUCGAGAUGAUCUGGGUUUCACACAUUCCUCCUGAUCAUUUCAAGAAUUUUGCCGGAUGCUAAAUGGAGGUGUGCUUUGUUUUUAUCGUCUCAAGUCCUCAAAUGUGGUUCUCUGAGGUUAAAAGGCAUCUAUUUUCAUCCCAGAAGUAUGAUUGUAUGUGUCCACCAUGUGUGUUUGUUUUAUGAACAGCAUCUUGAAGUAAAUGUCAUGUUAGUGGUCAGAUGUUGUCUCUGUUUUGUAACCAAGUUCCAAAUGUGACUCCAAAUAUGCAAAGAUCAAUAAUAAUAAUGAUAAUAACUAACGUACGUUUGAGUCCUCCUUGGCAUUUAUAUACGGAUUCUGGCUCAGUUGGCUUGAUUGAAAUCCUGAUGUAACGUUUUGUUGUUUACUUUAAUGGUGCAAGGUGUCUGUCCUGCGUCACGUGUCUCUGUUCCAUGGUGGUGCACUUUUGAUAUUGUUUUUCUGCUGUAAAGUUCAUCUGUUCAUGUCAGUUUAGUUCUUUUUCAUUAUGAUCACUGCCUCUUUAACCUCCGCCAUAUCAGUGUGUAAUGACACUAGUAUGUGCCAUUGAUAGAUAAAGGCACAUGUGUUUUGUCCGUCUAGGAUCUCAACACAAGACAGUAAUUUUCUAACUUAACAGUCAGUGUUUCCAUUAUCAAUAUCACUGGACAUCUUUCAAACAUGGAAACAGACUGUUUUCUUACCUGGCUAAUAAAAUGUACACUAACGUUUCUAUAUGAUUUAAUCUGCAUCUUGCACAAGUGGUGCACAGAUGUACCUGAAUAUAAGGUUGCUGUCAUAGUAAGAUCAACUAUUGUGUGCCAACCUGAUGUUUUAACCAAAUCCACUGGUUCUGUUUGGGUAAAUCUAUGCAACAUGGAUUAUGUUCUUUGAAUGCAUAAAUCUUAACAUGCGAUAUCAAGCGAGUGUCAGAAUAUUUGUAUAUCUGUUAAAGAAAAGGGGGAAAAAAAAGAAAUUAAUUAUAUGAAGAUUGUAUAGUGUUUAUUCUUUAUUUAUUUAUUUAUUACUUCCACUUUAUGGCACAGUACAUUUUACUCAUAUGCACUUUACAUUAUUGUUUUCAUAGGUUUCAAAAUGUAAUCGUAAAUAAUGAUAAAAUAAAUAU
This is a messenger RNA of Carassius auratus (goldfish), 27233 nucleotides long. Its product is annotated as protein piccolo-like. Gene Ontology annotation, molecular function: protein binding; metal ion binding; structural constituent of presynaptic active zone. Gene Ontology annotation, cellular component: GABA-ergic synapse; axon; glutamatergic synapse. The transcript is spliced from 38 exons. Bases 338 to 25546 code for a protein of 8402 amino acids. Gene Ontology annotation, biological process: protein localization to synapse; presynaptic active zone assembly. NCBI's taxonomy places the organism in Eukaryota, Metazoa, Chordata, Actinopteri, Cypriniformes, Cyprinidae. The record is from RefSeq and is a predicted model, not a curated record.